Herpailurus yagouaroundi (jaguarundi) is the source of this 3752-nucleotide messenger RNA. It is a transcript of the gene ZNF331, whose product is annotated as zinc finger protein 331. Bases 1759 to 3231 code for a protein of 490 amino acids. The record is from RefSeq and is a predicted model, not a curated record. The transcript has 4 exons. Gene Ontology annotation, biological process: regulation of transcription by RNA polymerase II. Gene Ontology annotation, molecular function: RNA polymerase II cis-regulatory region sequence-specific DNA binding; DNA-binding transcription factor activity. NCBI's taxonomy places the organism in Eukaryota, Metazoa, Chordata, Mammalia, Carnivora, Felidae.
GAGUUACCUUUUUAUUCUGUCAAUGACUUGUGCGUAUAGGACUUCAGAAUAUCUGCUUUCCUUGGCCUGAAAUGUUCUCCCUGAUAGGAACUUAACCUCAGUCAUUCUUGCCCAAGAGGUGUGAUGGGGGUCAGGCAGGUGUAUGCACACAACACAGAACAGAGGACUGCAGUGGAGAGGUUCCCUGUGGUGCUUUAGAGGGUGCUUUGGUCAGGACGAUCUGACUUGUAAGGUGGAAUCGAGCACUAGACUUCGUCGGUCUUUAACCACAGGCCUGACUUCCAGAGCAAAAUAAGAACAGAGAAGUUUUGAGGGUUUGGGCCAGCGAAUGACAAAGUUACCAGCUUUGUGAUGCUCUUAAAAGUGGGGCUUGAACAAAGGUCUUUUCAUCAAAGGCAGGGACUUUUUUUCCAGGAAGCAAUAAGUAGAGAUUUAUUGUAUUAUCCCCAUCUUGUUGGCGGUCUGGACAGCCUCCAUUUGUUUUCCUGGGUUUCACUUGCCUCUCUGUCUUAACUGUAGGAAGCAACGUAGUUUGACGUUGUGUGUGAGUUCUGGGUCUAGAGCAGAGUUUCGCAGACGUUUUCCGUGAAAGGUCACGUAUUAAAUAGUUCAUGUUUUGCGGGCUACAGGUUGCAUGUUCUCCAUGUUAAUUUUUAAAAUGGUUUGAGAUUUGCAGAAAAAUUGCAAAGAUAGUAUGAGAAUGCCCAGGUCUCCCCCACCAUUAACAACGUACGUUAGGGUGGGAUAUUAAUUCACAGUUGAUGAGCCAGGUUUGAUAUGUUAUCAUUAACUGAAAUCUGUGCUUUAUUCAGAUUUCCUUAGUUUUUACGUAAUGUUCUUCAUCUGUUCCAGGAUGCCAUCCAGGAGAUCCCAUUACAUUUCACUGUCAUGUGCCCUUAAGCUCCUCUUGGCUGAGACAGUUUCUCAGACUUCCCUUGUUUCUGAUGACCUUGACGGUUUUGAGAGGUACAGGUACUUGGUAGGAUGCCCCUCUCUCGGAACCUGAUGCUUUUCUCAUGAUUGGACUGGGUGUAUGGUUUUGGGGGUGGAAGAUCACAUUGCUUUCAUCUUGUCAUGGCAAGAAUACAUCACGAUUUACGAUGGCUGAGUUUGAACCUGAUCAUCUGGUUGAGGUAGUUUGUCAGUUUUCUCCACUGUGAAGUUGUUCCUUUGUUUCCAAAGACCGUAUCUCCCUAAGUGACAGCCUUGUGUUUCAGGACCCAGUUACUGGAUCCCAGUGACUCUGACCCUGCCUCAGUGGUCAGGUCUUUCUCUCUUAUCACCCCCUCACUUAUUGUAAGGACCCUUGCAUUACGUUGGGCCCACCUGGCAAAAUUCAGGGUACCUCCCUGUGUUGAGGUCAGGUGAGGAGCAACUCCCAAGUCCACCUGGGCCCUAGCUCCCCUCUGCUCUGUAAUGUAACAUAUUCACGGGCUCCAGGGCAAGAAUGUGGAUGGACAUCUUGGGGAGACCGUUUUCCUGCCUGUCACAGGCCUGUCCACCCAGUGUUCCCCUGAUGACUGCAAUAUACCCACUCCCCCAUGACUAUGGUCUUUCUCUUUGUUGAUUUUUUUUUUUAAUUUGGGACUCUUAUGUUUCUUAUCAUGGGAUUAAUUCAGGCCUGCCGCAAAAGCUUCAGUUCCCUAAGGAGCCCGUAAAGAAGAAACUCGAAAUUACCCAUAACUGUACCAUCCAGAGCUAAUUGCUGUUGAUUUUUUGAAACCCCAAGAGGACUGAUCAGUUCUUGAUUCUAAAACUAUGGCCCACGGUCUGGUGACGUUCUCAGAUGUAGCCAUCGACUUCUCGCAGGAGGAGUGGGCGUGCCUGGACUCCUCGCAGAGGGACCUGUACUGGGACGUGAUGCUGGAGAACUACAGCAACCUGGUGUCCCUGGAUUUGGAGUCACCAUAUGGGACCAAGAGUUUACCUACAGAAAAGGGCAUUUACGAAAUAAAUUUAUCCAGAUGGAACUCAAAUGGAAAAAGUAAAUCCCUGGGCCUUAACUGGAUGUGUGAAGGUGAGUUUGAAAGAUCACAGGGCCCUCAGCAGGGCUGUUUGAAUCAAGUGAUAACCAACCAUGAGAAAACGCCCACUUGUAGAGAAAAUACCUCUGGUAGACCACACCAGAGACCUCAUGCUAGGGAGAAUUCCUAUGAAUGUAAGGAAUGCGGGAAGGCCUUUAGUCGUGGCUACCAGCUCACUCAGCAUCAGAAAAUUCACACGGGGGAGAAACCCUACGAAUGUAAAGAAUGCAAAAAGGCCUUUCGUUGGGGCAAUCAACUCACGCAACACCAGAAAAUCCACACAGGGGAGAAACCCUACGAAUGUAAGGACUGCGGGAAGGCCUUCCGCUGGGGCUCGAGCCUGGUCAUUCAUAAGAGGAUCCACACGGGCGAGAAGCCCUAUGAGUGUAAGGACUGCGGGAAGGCCUUUAGACGUGGUGACGAGCUCACCCAGCAUCAGAGGUUUCACACGGGGGAGAAGGACUAUGAGUGCAAAGACUGCGGGAAGACCUUCAGCCGUGUGUAUAAACUGAUCCAGCACAAGCGAAUUCACAGCGGCGAGAAGCCCUACGAGUGUAAGGACUGUGGGAAGGCCUUCAUCUGCGGCUCGAGCCUCGUCCAGCACAAGAGGAUCCACACUGGCGAGAAGCCCUACGAGUGCCAGGAGUGCGGGAAGGCCUUCACGCGAGUCAACUACCUCACUCAGCAUCAGAAGAUCCACACCGGUGAGAAACCACACGAGUGCAAGGAAUGCGGGAAGGCCUUCCGCUGGGGCUCGAGCCUCGUGAAGCACGAGAGGAUCCACACGGGCGAGAAGCCUUACAAGUGCACAGAAUGUGGGAAGGCCUUUAACUGUGGCUACCACCUCACGCAGCACGAGCGGAUCCACACGGGCGAGACGCCUUACAAAUGUAGGGAGUGCGGGAAGGCCUUCAUCUACGGGUCGAGCCUUGUGAAACAUGAGAGGAUUCACACAGGGGAGAAGCCCUACGAAUGUAAAGAGUGCGGGAAGGCCUUCAGUCACGGCCAUCAGCUUACGCAGCAUCAGAAGAUUCACACGGGUGAGAAGCCCUUUGAAGGUAAGGAGUGUGGGAAGGGGUGUCACCAUGUGAACCAUCUUCGAGAACAUGAGAGAAUUCACACUGCUGGAAGACCUCUUGAACACAAAGAACAUGCAGAAACUUCCAUCCCACAUUCCUUCCUUCCACAACACAAGGAAAACCCAUGAUACGAUUUAACACGAGAAAGCCUUCACCAGACACCCUUCUGCUCACAGGACCUCAGAGGAGUCUUGCUUGAGGCAGAUUUGAAGAAUGGAGAAAUCACUUUUUGUUAGUGAUCACCGUUUACCCUGUGUAGACUUUUUUUUUUUUUUUUUUUUUUUUUUUUUUUUUUUUACUGAAUUGGUUAGUGCAGUGAGUGGAUAGAAGCCUCCUAGUACCACUCGAUGUCUGUCUCAUUUCAGACUUGUUCUGGGGAAUAACUCUGCCAAUGUAACAUAUGCGGGAGAGCCUCCCGCCAUGGUACACUCCCUCCCCAUUAUCGUCACCAUCCCACCGCUUUACUCCCUGUGAUUCACUGGGGAAGUGACCUGGUACCCCCUGUGCGUUAUGUGUGGAAUGGGGAUAAUUACACCUAAUCCUGCUGUUGUGGUGACUGCGUCUGGUACUUGUAAACUCUUUGAAAGUGUAUCUGGAAUAUCACAUAAGCUCAAUAAAUAUUAGCUGUUGUUGUUCUUACCAUCAUUAC